This is a messenger RNA of Caenorhabditis remanei, 2556 nucleotides long. RefSeq lists its product as uncharacterized. NCBI's taxonomy places the organism in Eukaryota, Metazoa, Nematoda, Chromadorea, Rhabditida, Rhabditidae. The coding region runs from base 1 to 2556 and encodes 851 amino acids. The transcript is spliced from 13 exons. The record is from RefSeq and is a predicted model, not a curated record.
AUGAUAGGCGUAGUAUCCGACAGCAACAAGGGUAGACGCGAUGACAAUGAUGACGAGAAGGAUGAGGAAGAUAGAUGCGAGAGUCUUUUGGCGAUUACAACGUUGAAAACUGAACUGUGGCUGAAUAAUAUCAAGGUUGGUUCAAUUGCUGCAGCUGGAACAUGGAUUCAGGAAACUGGUCUCAUUGGAGCGAUGAAGUGCAUCCAAAAAACCGAUUCUGCGAAGAUUCCGGAAUUGAAUCCAGUGGCCAAGAGUCUUUCUUCCCUGAACUCACAGAGCCCACUCGUGGAAUCGACGGCAAAACAAGUCAAAUCCCUUGAAAAUCUUGUGACCGAAUGGAACAAAAUCGCGGCAACUCUUCCGAAAGUGGUUCGAUUGAAGCGCUCUUCUCCAGACUUCACAUAUGCCAAAACAGCUGCGAAAGAUCUCGGUGACGCCUCUUCAGUGAUUGGAAAGAUGAGUGAUUCGUUGAAAAUGAAGGAUGAUCUUAUGAAGUUGAUCGAAGGAAGUUCCACGAUCGAUUCGGCAAUUGAUGGGAUCACGGAUUCGACGAAAAAUGAUCAGUUGAAGAAGAUGUGGAAUCAGGAGUCAAUCAGUGCGCUCAAGGAGAAUCUGGAGACGGCGAAGAAGGUUUCUGAUGAGGUUGCGAAGAUGGAAGACGUCAAGAAUAUCUCCGACUUCAAAAUUCCAUUCGAACUGGCUGCCGGUGUCAAAGAAUCCCAAAUCGACUUCAAGGAUCUGGCCGAUUCGUUGGAUGGAAAGAUCAGCGAUCAGAACUUGGCUACAAGUCUGAAAUCAUUGGGACCAAUCGAUUUGAGAUUUGCCGGUUACGAGAAGUCAAAGAUUGGAAAGGUUCUUGAAGAGCUCGAAUCAUACUUCGAUUCAAUCUUCGCUGUGAAGCCAGAAGUUUUGCCGCAAAAAGAUACUGAUCCAUGCGCCACAAAAGAUUGCAACGCUGCACCGACAACCGAAGCAUCGUCUUCAUCGACGACAUGGUUGGUCAUUGGAGGCGUCGUUGCUCUUGCCUUUGUGAUAGCUUUGGUCUUUUGCUAUUUCUGCCGUGCAAAAAUUCCGCUUUUCAAUAAGAAGAAGCCAGAUGAUUCGAAAGAGAAGAAGGGUGGAAAACCUGAUCGGAAAAAGCGGACUUCCUCGAAGAAAUCGAAGAACUCAACAGUCUCAAAAAACUCGACGGUCUCCACGAACUCAAAGGGAUCGAAGAGUUCUGAGAUCUCGGGAGAUCCAAAGAAUAAACCGACGACGGUUAAGAUUCCGAAGAAAUCGGGGGAGAAAGGAAAGAAAAAAGGAAAGGCAAUCGAUGAAGAAGUUGCGGAUCCUGCUGCCAAGUUGAGGCCAAUAAAGUCUGUCGGAAAAGAAGCAAAUUAUGAAGCGCACGCAGAUGACAAAGGAGUGAGGGUUUGUAUCAUCCAAAAAUCCAAAAAACAAAAGACGAAGAAGGUCAUUAAAAAGAAGGAGAAAGGGACGAAUAAAACACAGCCACAACCUUCUCUGGACGACCAAGAUGCACCAAAUUCAGCUCAGUAUGAGGGAUUGGAUGAUGUACUGGAGGAUUUUGAGGAUCAAACCGAAGAAAAGUGCGAUAAACGUACGCAUGAUUUAGCACAACUGGGUUGCCCGCCCCACCUUAUUAGAAAAGAGAAUCAGAGGCAGAGAGACAAUGUUAUUGAUCAUAAAAAUUUGAAUUUCCAUAAUAAAAAGAACGCCGAGAGAUGCCAAAACACGUCUUGCUGGCCUGCAGCAUCCUUUUUGAGAGACUUUGCCGACGAGAGUGAUGAGGAAAUUGAAAAGAAUGAUGAGGAUAUAGAUAAGUAUUUUGCCGACUUCCGAAAAAAGGAGACGAAAAUGAAGAACGACUUCUAUUACCUCAAUUGCACAAAUCCUGAACUCACACUGGACUGCAGUGCAGACAUGAUGAGUUUGGAGGAGAUUGAGGACGCUGUGAAUAGAAUUGAACAAAAAGCGCUUUCAACUGCAAGAGAUGUAUCUCAAAAGACUCUCGACAAAACUGCAGAGUCUAUCAUAUCCGAAUCUGCAUCAACAAAACAAAUUACUUCGAGCUCUUCACGAAAGAGAACUGGUUCGGAUAUUGAGACAACGAAUUCUUCACUUUCUUCCAUCGUAAAGCGAGAAACUGGUGUCUUCAAAUGGAAGCCGAAUUGUUUCUGGAAUUUGUUUAAACGGACUGGAAAGAGUAACGAUCACGAGGGCAUUGAGGAGGAAGAAACUGAAACUGAAAUCGAGAUACCCAAUUCUAACUAUUCCCAGAUUCCACCGACUCUUCUCGACCAACUUCCACUUGACCAUCCGAAUACCGUUUUUCAUCACAAUAGAAAUGGCUUGAUAUUGAUGAAGGAGCCGAACCAACCCACAGUUGUUAUUCAUAACAAACCAUACGACCCCCAAACACUCCGUGAUAUCGAGGAUUCUGAUUACGACAGUUAUGAAUAUACCAUCUGGACUGAUGACGAAGAAGCACUGGAUCCCAAGGAUGUUGUGGAACCAAAUCGUUGGUGGUGGAGAAGACUUUUGUGGAUCUAA